This is a messenger RNA of Labrus mixtus (cuckoo wrasse), 4754 nucleotides long. RefSeq lists its product as uncharacterized. Gene Ontology annotation, molecular function: transcription corepressor activity. The transcript has 11 exons. Lineage: Eukaryota; Metazoa; Chordata; Actinopteri; Labriformes; Labridae. Gene Ontology annotation, cellular component: transcription regulator complex; histone deacetylase complex. Gene Ontology annotation, biological process: regulation of transcription by RNA polymerase II; negative regulation of DNA-templated transcription. The record is from RefSeq and is a predicted model, not a curated record. The coding region runs from base 577 to 3537 and encodes 986 amino acids.
AGAGAUAAAGAUAGCUGAAAGGAGGGAGAUCCGUCAGCAUUUGUUUCCUCAGGAUGUGGUUACCACGACGACGAAAAGGCAGAGAGGCAACAUCACUACCCUGGUCCCCUCUGACACCUGCAAGAGUGUAUAUGACUGUGUGAAAGUCAGAGUGUGUGUGUGUGUGUGUGUGUGUGUGUGUUUCAGUGAGGAACUGAGUGAGUAAAUGAGUGUGAGCAUGUGUCUGUUUGUGAAAAGUGCGUAUGUGGUCUGUGCAUGAUGUUAAUGUAUGUGCGUAUGUGUGUGUGUUUUUGCGUGUGUUGGCCGGGUGAGAGAGACAGAUAGGAAGCACAGUGCGAGAGGCAAAAUCUAAACGGGGAAAUUAUCAGACCAACACAAGACAGUGAAGAGUGGAAAAUCAUUAAAAUACAGAAGAACACCAUGAAGAAAAUAAGAAGAACAACGACCUGGGACUCGAAAACAUGAACACCAGAAGACGAAUAUAUGCAAAAGGGAAAUUAAGCGCCGAGGACUGGUAAAAAAACAAAACAAAAAAAAACAUCUACCGUGCCUUCUAGCUUUACCUUGCUAGCUAUCAUGGAUGACCAUUCCUCCACCCAAUCCUUCCACAACCACCACCAAACACAGUUACCCUCCUUUCACCUCGCCUUGCCCAGCCUCCAGAGCAUUGAGGUGGGCUAUCUGUCCUCUCGGCACGCCCUGGAUCCUCUGAGGCAAUACGGUGGUCGAGAAGAGGAUCCCAAAACCUCCUUCAACGCCUAUCCCAACGACAGGAGGGGUAGCAGCGGAGACGGCAGAGGCUUGCUGAAUGCAAGUGGUGGCAGUUUGGAUGUAAACUCGGCGGGCCAUUUUGAUGGAGAUAACGGUCGAGGCGGCAAGUUCGGUGACACCUUGUUCGGCGUUUGCAAAAAAGAGGAGGUUUGGGAGGACGGGGAGAGUUGUGAAAGCGCUGCAGACCAUUUUAACAGUGACGGAGGUUGCUACAAUCACACAAGCAACUUUUUCUACACUUCGAAUUGCGGCGGUGAAGUCAACAAAGUCAACUAUAAUAACUGCGUCGAUGCUAGCUAUGAAGCCAAACGGGAAACAGUUCACAGCGGUGAGGCUAACGUUAGCCACUCUUUUAGACAAACAGCUUCCUACAUCAAGAGUGAACCGGGGACAUGUAGCGAUGACCGUGUAAAUUAUUGUAGGACUGAUUCGAGAGUUGGUGAUAAUUAUUUAGGAAGAGAGGAGGAUUUUGGGUCCAGCUGUGGCUCAGGUGAGGAUCAGCAACAACUAGCAGAGGUUGAGGGAGCCUGGCCGAGUGUCUCCCCCUUCAGUCAGACCGAAGAAGGCCGGUGGAGAGGAACAGAAGCCACCUCCUCAGGAUGCCCAUCCCAAAGAUCACCUAUAGGAAUCAUGAGUGGGAUGCACACUCAGAAACUGGACUCUUUCUCUGAAGCUUUCCUCUCCCAACGAAGGAUGAGGUUCCCCAAGGUUCCCAUUGGGGAUUCCUCUCAACAGAUCUGGGGUUUUGGAGAACGGGGAGAUGAAAAACACAGCUUCGCUUUUGAUUCAGACUCCUACCUGCCUCCCUCCUCGUCUUCAUCGCCCGCUCACCCCACUCUUCCAUCUUUUCCCUCUCCUCCCACAUCUUCUCACCUCAUGUCUUCUGUUCUCAGCCCGCCUCCAACACCUCUUCCUGCUUCUUCCAAUUCCCCUUCAAAAAUGGACUCUCCCAUUGCAUCUGGGGGCUAUGGACAUUCAUUGCCUCAGGGGGGCGAACCGGUUGGUGCCCUUCAGUUUUUUGCCUCCCACCUUCAGUGUUUCCCAUCUGUCCAUAGUGCUGGGAAGAUAUGGAAGUUUCCACUGCCGUCGCAUUGCUUUCCACAGUCAUCAGGAGACAACAGCAACAUGACAUAUUCUCAUGCUAGAGACUAUGGCAACAUUACAGUCUCGCACAGCGUCCCUCCUUAUCCACAAUCGUCGUUCCACACUUCCUCUACGGACCAGCCAUCAUUUCACCCGAUCAGAGCCCUCCGUCCCCCUAAUACUGCAUCCCUCCAUUCGUCCCCUCAUCUUUCCUCUCAUCCACCUCAUCUUUCCAGUCAACAUUAUGAGGCAGCAGAAAAGACAACACAUCACGUGGUGACCCAGCAAGUGAAAAAUGGACUCAUCAUUCUGAACCAAUCGCAGAAACAAGCCUCCAAGGCACACUCUGGAACUCCAUUUCCCAGUAUCCUUCACUCCACAAGGGAUCAGAUAAGGGGUCACUACACUCCACGACCCCUGCUCAAUCCUGCACGCAGAGGGAAGGGGCUCUACUCCUGCCUGUUGUCCCUCCAUCACAGAGAGCAGGAAGCGGCAGCAGAUGAGAAGGACGAGUGUGCUGUUUUUCCGUAUGUCAACGUGGGUCGUGAUUUCCAGGCAGAGCUCCCUCCAUGUUUUGUAGAUGGCAAAGGGUCAGAGGUGUGGUCAGCAGAGGAGGAAUCCCUCAGGGAACAGCUGCUCUGGAAACCAUGGGGCAAGCUGGAUGCCAGUACUGACACACAAGACCAAGUGGAGAAGCUGUUGUCCAUGUGCAGUUCUAGCUGCUUACCAGGAGGGGGCAGCAACACAGAGCUGGCGCUGCACUGUCUGCACUACUGUCGGGAGAACAUAAAGGCCACAAUGGAGAUGCUGCUGUUCUCACAGCCGCUACCUACAGGAGACUACCACUACUCUGGUAGUGAUUUGUGGUCGGAUAGCGAAAAAAAACGUUUCAGCGCAGCGCUGGAAAACUAUGGAAAAGACUUCUCGCUCAUACAGAAACUGGUGAGGACUAAAACCACAUGCCAGUGUGUUGAAUUUUACUACCUAAGCAAGAAGCUCCUGGACAAGCAGAAGAAACUGAAGGCAGAGGCGAGCAGAGAUGGAGAAAUGGAGCAGCAAAAAAGCGUAACGCCCAUCUGUCGGCCAGUGGACAGACAGUACGGUCUUCAGGAGGCGGCUCCUGUGCCCUCAUUGGCUAGUUUCUUCCCCUGCAAGCUGUGUGGCAAAAUGUUCUAUAAAAUCAAGUCUCGCAAUGCGCACAUGAAGAUCCACCGCCAGCCUCAGGAGGACUGGACUGACCGGCGGCUUCAGCAACAGAUCCUCACCCAGCGUCUGAUUCUGAGUAGUCCCAACAACUUCAUCGCCACCCCGGGCGGUGCCCUGCUGCAGCCCCAGCCUCCUCCAUGUCUGACCGUUGCCUCCCCUGGCCCACAUGGGACGCCAAACAACAUCAACAACGCAGACAAUGUCCUUAACUCUAUAUCAAACAGGAACGCCAGUGUCUCAGAUCAAAGCGCCGUGGUGACUUAUAGCAACACCUCUGAUGCAAACUCUCACGUUAGCAAUCACUUUCAUGGUGCUGACUCAAAUCAGGAAGAGUCCACCUCUGUCUUACCUUUCCAUCAGUCAUGGGGCUCAUUUGGACAUGGCACUGGCCAAGCUGCCUUUUACUACAACACAGAAGGGAAAGAGGACGUGGGAGAUGGGACAGUGGAGGGAAAAGAGGGGAUCAACUGGCAGUAGUGUCUAACUUUCCAUGAGCAUUACUGCCACUGAGGUUACAGACUUAACAGUUCAACUCAAACUAAGUGUAUUUGAAACUUUCUGUGCUUUUCACAAACUUAUUUUGGAAAAUUUUUGUUUUUUUUGUAAAUUGAUAAUUUUUCUGUUAUUAAUUGUUUUUUGUAUAUUUAACUGUUUUUCUGCAUGCAACAUUUGGAUCAUUUUUUUCAGUCUUUGGUUUGAGCCAGGCUAGUUGCUUCUUCUUCGUUUUUUUUUUUUGUCUUUGUGCUAAGCUAAGCUAACUGUCCGCCAGGCUGUGGCAGUAGGCAUGAGCGUGGUUUCCGUCCUCUCGUCAAAUGAGGACAAAAGUGUGUAUUUUCACAAAACAUGAAUUGUGUAAUCGGGAAUUACACAAGCAGAUACACAUCUGUACAGACAGACACACACUCAGUCUAAUGGAACAGUUUGAUAUAACAACAUAAUGGGCUAAUAUUGACCUUUGAGGACCUUCUUGUGCGCCAAAAAACUGACCUGUUGAUGGUUAACUACAGUGACUCUCUCUCUCUCUCUCUCUAUGUGUGUGUGUGUGUGUGUGUGUGUGUGAAAGAUGGGUCCUAUAUCAGUCAUUAAAACAUUAAUAUAUAUAAGGACAAUUAAACUAUUUCUAAAAGAAGAAAAAAGAUACCCUUUGUGUAAAUUAAGGUAUUUUAGCUGUUUUUAUUCUGAAUUCACAGAAUACCUGAUGAGAUCAAUUAUUUACUUAUCUGUCUGGGGCUAAGGUUCAUUCUCAUGGCGGGUGAGUACUCUUUGGUCCCAUAUCUUCACGGGUGUUUCUGCCACCAUAACAGUGAUAAGAGUAUUUGUAAAGGUCUGUAUAUGGCAUGGAUGUCUGCCCAUGUUUAUAUUAUGGACUAAAUGUCCUUCAAGGUGUCCUUGUUAAAGACACAUGUGUCUAUGAGUCAGCAGGUUCUGGGCUCGAUGGAUGUAUGAAUAUGUGCUUGAUUUGCUACAUAUAUGUAUCUGCGUGCAGGUAUGUUUUUUUUUUUUUGUAUGAAUAAAACAUUUGCCCCUUAUAAAAGUCUACAAAAGCCUUUAAACUGGUUCCUGUCUGGGGCUGAAGUCCAACCUGUCUAGCACACAUUACCUGCCCUAUUUUAUCUGUCUGACGACUGUCUUUCUUCACCUUACUUAUGUUAAGAGAAGGAGCUCUUUCUUAUGAAUAAACGUUCUAAAGCAGU